GACUUGGGUUCAGCAACGGGCCUCUCGGCUACAUUGAAAAUGUCACUCUGUCGGGUUGACAGCUGUGAGAAUGCGGUGCUUCUGCGUUGCCUUUGGCCACACACACACCACCACAUCAACCACACCAUUGUCCCAAGAAUCUCUAUGCUUUGGAAACGCGCGGCGGGUGCUCUGAAGCCAUUGGCUGUCAAGAUGGUUGUGCCGCAGCCGGGAGCUGCCCCCCCAGGCUUGCAGCUUGCAGUCCUCAAAUCCUUUGACUGCGUGUUUUUUCUUUUCCCUUCACACCUCUUGACUGUUCGCCGGCUAUGCUCGUUUGGGACUCCUAGACAGGUCAUAGCAACACUGCUGCUUGCGUCGAGGGGGCAGCAAAAGAAGGAAAUGCGGGUUGCUUUUAUCACAACUUCCAAGGAGACGCCCGAUAUAGGAGAUGCAGGAGCUUGCAUCAAUAUUCCCACAGCAUUUCCAGCCACCUUGCUUCAGGAACACUCCGAUCCUGAGAGGGAGGGGGGACCACGAUCGGGUCAAUGGGCAAACAGUUUGGGAUUUCAUGAGAGGCACGGGUGCUGGUUGUUGCGGCACGAUGCUCAUGCUCAACCAGUGUUGAUUUGUGCUGUCUGUUUGGUAUCGGUCUUUUGGUAG
Podospora pseudocomata is the source of this 639-nucleotide messenger RNA. RefSeq lists its product as uncharacterized. The record is from RefSeq and is a predicted model, not a curated record. The transcript is spliced from 5 exons. The coding region runs from base 40 to 639 and encodes 199 amino acids. NCBI's taxonomy places the organism in Eukaryota, Fungi, Ascomycota, Sordariomycetes, Sordariales, Podosporaceae.